Messenger RNA from Amphibalanus amphitrite, 2297 nucleotides. Its product is annotated as organic cation transporter protein-like. Bases 151 to 1848 code for a protein of 565 amino acids. NCBI's taxonomy places the organism in Eukaryota, Metazoa, Arthropoda, Thecostraca, Balanomorpha, Balanidae. Gene Ontology annotation, cellular component: membrane. The transcript has a single exon. The record is from RefSeq and is a predicted model, not a curated record. Gene Ontology annotation, molecular function: transmembrane transporter activity. Gene Ontology annotation, biological process: transmembrane transport.
CUGGUCGGGGGACUGGUGGAAAACCACGUCUGAGCCACAACGCCAGUGGUGCGCAGGGUGCCGCCGAGGCCGGUCCGACGCGACCGUGGCGCGUGCGACGCUAGAGGGAUUGUGAGCCAGGGGAGCUAAGACAGCGAUCGGGGGGAGGAGAUGGUUCCCUGGGGUACCACAGAUGCGGACCCAGCGCCACAGCACUCGAUCGUAGCCUCGUCUUCACAAGACCCAGCUGCAACUUCGGCGCCACAAGACUCGAUUUUGUUUGAGGACGUUCUGGAGCGAUGCUGUGGUACCGGACGAUGGCAAGUGAUGCUGAUCGCCUACAUGUCCGUGAUGUGGCUCAUCUUCCCGACCUUCUCCAUGUCGAUGAUGUUUGUCGGAGCAUCACCACCUUUCAAAUGCGCUGACGGCUUCGACAUCAACGCCACGUUCGCAUCGCUGCCGGACGAUUUGCCGAAGUGUCAUCCUUUGGGCGACAACAGCUCCUCGUGCACUCGCUGGGUGUUUGACAGGUCCGUGUACGAGUCGACUGUGGUGACCGAGUGGAACCUGGUGUGCGGCCGCAAGCCGAUGUUGUCCAUGCUGCAGUCUGUGCUGAUGCUGGGAGGUAUCGCCGGCUCGCUGCUCGGCGGACAGCUGACGGACCGGUUCGGACGACGACCCGUCUUCCUGCCUGUGAUGCUACUCGUCAUCGCCUGCUCCUUCUCCGCGGCGCUGGUGGGCGACUACGUCAGCUUCGUCGUGAUUCGAGGACUCACGGGCUUCGCCAUGGCUUCCAUGAUUGCCAGCCAGUAUGUGCUGGUGACGGAGCUGAGCGGCUGCAAACACCGGGCGGCUCUGACGACCGUUACCUUCCUGCCGUUCUCAAUUGGGAUCAUACUGGUGGCGGCCGCGUCGUACGGCAUCCGCACGCGCUGGCUGCUGCAGCUGGCGUUCGCCGUGCCCAGUCUGCUGUUCCUGCCCAACUUCUGGCUGAUGCCCGAGUCGCCGCGCUGGCUGGUGCUUAAGGGCCGCCUUGAUGAGGCGCUGGUCAUCCUGCGUCAAGCGGCGUACUGGAAUCGCCGAAAGAUACCAUCAGACGAAGAGGUACUGAAACUCAUGGAGGAGGCGCGCAGGGGUCUGCUGGCCCGAGAAGCGGCCCUGAAAGGCACAAACAAGUCCUCCGCCUUCCAAAGAGUCCUCGACUUAGUGCGAACCCGGCAUAUGUGCAUCAACACGUUGGCAAGCGCCUACGUCAGUUUCGCCAUCUCAGGAUCCUACUUCGGCAUCUCAUUCGACAUGACGCAGCUGAGUUCCAGCCCCCACCUGGCUGCAGCUCUCUCGGGUUUGGUGGAAAUCCCUUCUGCGCUUGUGUUCCUGUUAAUGAACCGAUAUGGUCGUCGUCUGACGCUGUGCGUGUCUUUGUUGGUACCAUCUGUCUGCAUGUUCCUCGCAUUCAUCAAGAAAGACAGCACAUUCUGGAUGCUUUUGGGACUUGUUGCUAAGCUCGGGGUGGCAAUAGCGUUCAACAUUAUCGGUAUCUACGUAUCUGAGUUCAUGCCGACCCAACAGCGAGGCCUGGCACUUGGCGUCCUGCAGACGGCCACAAGGAUCGGCGGCGCCGUGUCGCCGUUCGUGGUGGACCUGGUGAGCGGCCUGCACGAGCUGGCGCCCUCGGCCGUGUUCGGCGCCGUGGUGCUGCUGGCCAGCCUGGCCACCCUGCUGCUGCCCGAGACGGCCGGACAGCCCAUGCCCGAGACGGUGGCAGACGUGGAGGAGGCUUACCGACGGCGGAAGGCCGCCAGCGCGCCCGCCGGCCGCCAGCUGAGCGGCAUCAGUAACGCGGCCAUGCAGCGAGACGAUGCACUAUGAUGGAUGGCAGAGUCAUCAUUUUGUCUGUACAAUUACAAGUGAUUCAAAUGAGGUUUGAGUUCCUAGACCUAAGGUCACGAGCCGAGAGCAGCUGCGCAUGUUGACCUUUUCAAAGUCGGAUUGCAUAUCAUUCGACGAGUCUUGAUGAGAAAAAUAUGUUCAUGAAAAAAUCGAUGACAUGAAAACAGUGCAUAAAGAGUCAUUGCAGAAAAAGCUGUGAUACGAAAAGCGUACAUAAAAGUGAAUUAGUAACCAGUUACUUACGCGACGCCGAUAAAAUAUACGUUGUUUUAUUAUGAUCAUGUAAAACCAGUUGCUGCAUAACCUGCAUUGCUGUGUUUAGGUCAGUCAAUAAUCAUUCAGCUUUUAUUCUGUCUCACAUAAGUCAUAGACAUUCGUUUGCUCUGUUUUCAGAGUUUAUUUUUAUGCCUACUCCUAUUGUCCGCCAC